Messenger RNA from Marasmius oreades (fairy-ring Marasmius), 1928 nucleotides. RefSeq lists its product as uncharacterized. The record is from RefSeq and is a predicted model, not a curated record. The coding region runs from base 529 to 1833 and encodes 434 amino acids. Lineage: Eukaryota; Fungi; Basidiomycota; Agaricomycetes; Agaricales; Marasmiaceae. The transcript has 8 exons. Gene Ontology annotation, molecular function: 6-phosphogluconolactonase activity; protein binding.
CAAUUCGAGCCAUAGAAGAUCCCGCCCACCCAGCAGCGUGAUCUUCCUGCGUUCCAGGCCUAGCAUCUCGUUACGAGCGAAACCGAAACAACAGCGCCCAACCGAGGUCGAAAUCAACAGUAUUAUUCGCACCGAAAACCAGGAAUUCUCACUCGAAAUCAAACCUGCAGGAUGAAAACCAAUCCUUUAUUUCCUCCAUAUACAGCACUGAUACAAUAGUGCGGAUGGAAUCAAGUCAGCUACAACAGGCUACAACCCAUCUGAAAGGACACUGCUUCAGACAGGUCCGUGGCGCUUCCAGCAAGUCAACAGCUGAUGGAACCUUUAAAUUGUGACAUCGUGAGGAGCCAUGAAGAUCCCAGAUCGCGGUAGCAGUAGCAACGAUCUGCAAAGUACAGCAUAAAAAGAUUGGUUGGAUCGACUUCAAGUUGUUCCAAACUUUCUUCUCAACGGGUUGGUCUCACUUUCACUUCCUUUCGUUUUCGCCUUCACUCCUUUCUCUUGUCUGUUGUAUUCGUUUCUGGAACUAUGAAAGUUUCUUUGGUCAUCAUUCAUGCUGCUAUCCUCUUCUCUUCUGCUACCUUCGUGAUCCCUGUAGGACGGGGGUUGCGUACCUUGCAUGCCCGCCAGCGCGGCGGCAAUGCCACUGUGAAUAUGGGUCCUGCCUCGAGAGGCUCAGUCGGAGCAGCAUACUUCAUCACAAACGAGCCUAAUGGAAACUUCAUAGUUUCUGCAGAUAUAAGUCAGGACGGAAAACUGACUCUUCGUCAGGCAAUCUCCGCAGGAGGAUCUGGUCUUCACGGAAACGACGGGGGAGCUAAUGGUCCUGAUCCUCUCUUCACACAAGGUGCUGUCAAAGUCAGCGCGGCUGCCAAUAUCCUUGCAACAGUUAAUCCUGGGUCGAAUACCAUCUCAGUUUUUAAUAUUGACCAGAAUGACCCUGCGACUAUUGCACCCAUCGGUGACCCCAUCGGGAGCGGCGGAGAAUUCCCCGUAUCUGUCGCAUUCAACAAGGCCGGUGAUAUGCUGUGUGCCCUGAAUGGGGGUGAAGUUAAUAGCGUCAGUUGUUUCAAGGUUGAUAAGAAUGACGGGCUCGUCCCCGCAGCCGGGACAAACCGACGACUCGACCUCAACCAGACGACACCUGCAAAUGGCCCUGCGGGUACCGUCAGCCAUGUGCUGUUCUCUGAAGACAACAAGCAGCUGGUUACAUCGGUGAAGGGAGUCCCGCCCAACCCUGGGUUCCUGGCGGUGUGGGACGUAAACCAGGACGGAUCCCUGUCCAAGAACUUCCGUUCCAUUGCACCUUCCAAGGGCGGACUCCUCCCAUUCUCAAUGACCCUCAUCCCUGGGAAGAAUGCUAUAUUGGCUACAGAUGCUGGCGUUGGAUUCGAUAUCUUCGACUUCAGUGCCUCGGAAAACAAAUCUACAAGUGUCGCAGCAGGCAAAUCGUCAGUUGUAGCCAUUGACGGACAGAAAGCGACCUGCUGGUCGAGCUUCAGCCCCAAGACUGGCAACUUCUACUUGACGGACGUCGGGACGUCUCAGGUCACCGAAGUGAAAGUCGACGAGAAUCUCAAGGGAGCAGUGGUGAAGCAAUACGACCUGGGACAAAACAGCGGUACAAUCGACAACGACAUCGUUUCGAUUGGUGGCAAAGAUUUCAUGUUUGUGUUGUCCGCCAACGCCACUCGAGUUGACGUCCUUUCGCUUGAUGCCCCCGGACAGGCGAAGAACAUCCAGAAGCUCGAUAUUGCUGGGCCAGCUAAGGCUGCGGGGCUGAAGAUCAAUGGUUCCAACCUUCAAGGGAUGACCACUUUCAUCAAGAAGUGAGACAGUGAAGAGUGACGCGUCUUCGUUGUGUAUUUACUGUAACAAUAUCGAUCGACGAUAAAGUGUAUUUACGAGGUCUGGCCCGUUCAUUUAGU